AUGUCGCGCGCCACGUCAGCAAUCACAUCGGCGGCAUCGCACCGUGUCGUGCCCUCGGCCAACGCCACCACCUCGAGACUGACCACCUCCGCCCGUGGUCUCGCAACUGUCCAGGACGCUCCUCCAGUCCAGCACAAGCGUGGUCUCCAGGACCAGGACCGCAUCUUCCAGAACCUUUACGGCCAUCAUGGAGCCGACCUCAAGAGCGCCAUGAAGUACGGUGACUGGCACAAGACCAAGGAGAUCAUCAACAAGGGCCACGACUGGAUCAUCUCAGAAAUCAAGGCCUCUGGUCUCCGUGGCCGUGGUGGAGCUGGUUUCCCUUCUGGUAUGAAGUGGUCUUUCAUGAACUUCAAGGACUGGGACAAGGACACCAAGCCCCGCUACCUGGUCGUCAACGCCGAUGAGGGUGAGCCCGGAACUUGCAAGGACCGUGAAAUUAUGCGCAAGGACCCCCACAAGCUGCUCGAAGGAUGUCUGGUUGCUGGUCGUGCCAUGAACUGCACCGCCGCCUACAUCUACAUUCGUGGUGAAUUUUACCACGAGGCCACUGUCCUCCAGCGCGCCAUUCAGGAGGCCUACCAAGCUGGUCUCAUCGGAAAGAACGCAUGUGGCUCCGGCUACGACUUCGACAUUUACAUCCACCGUGGUAUGGGUGCCUACGUCUGUGGUGAGGAGACCUCCCUCAUCGAGUCGCUUGAGGGCAAGCCCGGCAAGCCCCGCCUGAAGCCCCCAUUCCCUGCUGCCGUCGGUCUUUUCGGUUGCCCUUCGACCGUCGCCAACGUCGAGACCAUUGCGGUUGCACCCACCAUCAUCCGCCGUGGUGGCAGUUGGUUCAACUCGUUCGGCCGUGAGCGUAACGCUGGUACCAAGCUCUUCUGUAUCUCUGGUCACGUCAACAACCCCUGUACCGUCGAGGAGGAGAUGUCCAUCCCUCUUCGUGAGCUGAUUGACAAGCACUGCGGUGGUGUCAUCGGUGGCUGGGACAACCUCAAGGCCGUCAUCCCUGGUGGUUCCUCCACUCCCAUCCUUCCCAAGAAGGUUUGCGACGACCAACUCAUGGACUUCGAUGCCCUCAAGGACUCACAGUCUGGUCUCGGUACGGCCGCCGUCAUUGUCAUGGACCAGAGCACCGAUGUUGUUCGCGCCAUUGCCCGUCUCUCCAAGUUCUACCACCACGAGUCCUGCGGUCAGUGUACCCCCUGCCGCGAGGGUUCCAAGUGGACCGAGCAGAUCAUGCACCGUUUCGAGAAGGGCCAGGCCCGCGCUCGCGAGAUUGACAUGAUGCAAGAGCUCACCAAGCAGGUCGAGGGCCACACCAUUUGCGCUCUGGGCGAGGCCUUUGCCUGGCCUAUCCAGGGUCUGAUCCGCCACUUCCGCCCCGAGCUCGAGGCCCGCAUCCAGGACCACGCAAAGACACAGGGUGGUGAGGCACUUGCUGGUGGCUGGCACCACAACUCUCACAAGGAUGGUCUGCUUGUCUCUCCCGGCCAGUAG
Messenger RNA from Aureobasidium uvarum, 1497 nucleotides. The record is from the annotation of a GenBank genome assembly. Lineage: Eukaryota; Fungi; Ascomycota; Dothideomycetes; Dothideales; Saccotheciaceae.